AAAGAAAGUCAUGUGAUUCAAAUUAUCUAGGUAGACUACUGACUGAAGAAACAAAACAGCCUGGACCGCUCUCUAUCAAGCCGUGUUUGUCCAACAGCUCACACUGUCAACUUUACCAACUAUCAGCAUGGCCUGGUCCAAAUAUCAGCUUUUUCUAGCUGGUUUGAUGCUCACGACUGGCUCUAUAAACACGCUGUCGGCAAAAUGGGCAGACAUGUUCUCAGCAAAGGGCUGCAAAGACUCUGAUGAGCACACCUUCUCCCACCCCUUUGUCCAGGCAGUAGGUAUGUUCUUGGGAGAGCUCAGCUGUUUGGUGGUCUUCCACAUUCUGCUGUGUCAUGACCGCAGGGCGCCAGUACCGAGGAUGAACGCAGGCCAGAGCUUUAACGCCCUCCUCUUCCUCCCCCCGGCCCUGUGCGACAUGACUGCGACGUCCAUCAUGUAUGUUGCCCUCAACAUGACGAGCGCCUCCAGCUUCCAGAUGCUGCGUGGGGCCGUGAUCAUCUUCACAGGCCUGCUGUCCGUGGCUUUCCUGGGACGUCGCUUAGUGGUCAGCCAGUGGUUGGGCAUCCUGAUCACCAUCCUGGGACUGGUGGUGGUGGGCCUGGCCGACUUCUUCAGCGGCCACAGGGACGAAACCCACAAACUCAGCGACAUCCUCACAGGUGACCUUCUGAUCAUCAUGGCUCAGGUCAUUGCCGCAGUGCAAAUGGUCCUGGAGGAGAAGUUUGUCUAUAAGCACGACGUUCACCCUCUGCGGGCAGUGGGAACUGAAGGCUUCUUUGGGUUCAUCAUCCUCUCGCUGCUUCUCAUCCCUAUGUUUUUAAUCCCCGUGGGCGGCUUCAGCAGCAACCCUCGUCACGUUCUGGAGGACGCGCUGGACGCCUUCUGUCAGAUCGGCCACCAGCCCCUCAUCAUCCUGGCAUUGCUGGGCAACACCAUCAGCAUCGCCUUUUUCAACUUUGCAGGCAUCAGUGUCACCAAGGAGAUAAGCGCCACCACCCGGAUGGUGCUGGACAGCCUGCGCACUGUGGUGAUCUGGGCGGCCAGCCUGAUGCUGGGCUGGGAGAGCUUCCAUGGCCUGCAGGUGCUGGGCUUCAUCAUCCUGCUAGUGGGAGCAGCGCUGUACAAUGGCCUCCAUCGCCCCCUGGUGGCCAGGAUCCCCUGCUGUGCUGGGAUGAUGCUGGAGGAGGAGGGGGGGAACCCAGCAGAGAGGGAGAGGCUGCUGGCUGAUGGGAGGGUGCAGGCUGAUGAGCAGAGCUAACAGUGGAAUGGCUGACCAAAUCACUAUCCUUGGCCAUGCCUGUCACUACACCAAUCCUGAGUAGAUUGACUGUAUGCAUUUGUGGUAAAUCUCUGUAGGCCUGAGGUCACCUUGUUGAUGAAUGCAAUGUUAUUGUAUGGUCAGUAGGACCAUUUUGUCUAUACAGACAUUAUGAAUUCAGCCAAACAUUGAUUACUAGACAAUUGUACAGCUGUUAUACAUGUUAUUGGUUUACGGCAUUUUAAUUUGAUUUUAAUACUAAGAAUAGUCUAGAAGAAUAUAAAUAUUUAAUUAAGUUACAGGUUUUUCAAUGUUGUCUUCUUUCAGGGGGAAAAUUCAUUUAAAUUGAGUUUAUGGCCAGUUAAAUUGUGUGAACCUGACCUCUGACCUUCCUUAUCAAAUUACUGAAAUGUGUACUGUAGUACAUGGCUAGGUCACAAGUCAACUGCCACAACUGACCGUUUUGUGACAUUUUGUAAAUGUUUUAGCUCA
Osmerus eperlanus (European smelt) is the source of this 1756-nucleotide messenger RNA. It is a transcript of the gene slc35f6, whose product is annotated as solute carrier family 35 member F6. Gene Ontology annotation, biological process: transmembrane transport. NCBI's taxonomy places the organism in Eukaryota, Metazoa, Chordata, Actinopteri, Osmeriformes, Osmeridae. Gene Ontology annotation, molecular function: transmembrane transporter activity. The record is from RefSeq and is a predicted model, not a curated record. Gene Ontology annotation, cellular component: intracellular membrane-bounded organelle; membrane. Bases 128 to 1264 code for a protein of 378 amino acids. The transcript is spliced from 6 exons.